CGAGGCCGCCGCAAGCGCCUGGCCGCAGCGCGGGGAGCCCGGGGGCCCGGAGGCCGCCGCCAUGCCGCUGCUCUUCCUCGAGCGCUUCCCCUGGCCCAGCCUCCGCACCUACACGGGCCUCAGCGGCCUGGCCCUGCUCGGCACCAUCGUCAGCGCCUACCGCGCCCUCAGCCGGCCCGACGCGGAGCCCGGCGAGCCCGAGCCGCCAACGGCCCAGCUCCAGCCCGGCGCGCCCGCCCCGCCGGCCGCCGGGGGCCCCGGGGCCCGCGACGUGGCCCAGUACCUGCUCUCCGACAGCCUCUUCGUGUGGGUUCUGGUAAAUACUGCUUGCUGUGUUUUGAUGUUGGUGGCUAAGCUCAUCCAGUGUAUUGUGUUUGGCCCUCUUCGAGUGAGUGAGAGACAGCACCUCAAAGACAAGUUUUGGAAUUUUAUUUUCUACAAGUUCAUUUUCAUUUUUGGUGUGCUGAAUGUCCAGACUGUGGAAGAGGUAGUGAUGUGGUGCCUCUGGUUUGCUGGUCUGGUUUUCCUUCAUCUGAUGGUUCAGCUCUGCAAGGACCGAUUUGAAUAUCUUUCCUUUUCUCCCACCACACCAAUGAGCAGCCAUGGGCGUGUCCUGUCUCUGUUGAUUGCCAUGCUGCUUUCCUGCUGUGGACUGGCGGUUGUCUGCUGUGUCACGGGCUACACCCAUGGCAUGCACACCCUGGCUUUCAUGGCUGCAGAGUCUCUUCUCGUGACAGUCAGGACAGCUCACGUGAUUUUAAGAUAUGUAAUUCACCUCUGGGACCUCAACCAUGAAGGGACCUGGGAAGGAAAGGGGACCUGUGUCUAUUAUACCGAUUUUGUUAUGGAGCUCACUCUCUUGUCCCUGGAUCUCAUGCACCACAUUCACAUGUUGUUAUUUGGCAACAUCUGGUUAUCCAUGGCCAGCCUGGUCAUCUUCAUGCAGCUGCGUUAUCUGUUCCAUGAAGUACAGCGUCGAAUCCGUCGGCACAAGAACUAUUUGCGUGUGGUGGGAAACAUGGAAGCCAGGUUUGCGGUUGCAACUCCAGAGGAGCUAGCGGUCAAUAACGACGACUGUGCAAUUUGCUGGGACUCCAUGCAGGCUGCAAGGAAGCUGCCCUGUGGCCAUCUUUUUCACAACUCCUGUCUUCGGUCUUGGCUAGAACAAGACACCUCCUGUCCAACAUGCAGAAUGUCUCUUAACAUUGCGGACAACAACCGUGCCAGGGAAGACAACCAAGGAGAGAACCUGGAUGAGAAUUUGGUUCCUGUGGCAGCUGCGGAAGGCAGACCUCGCCUAAACCAGCACAAUCACUUCUUCCACUUCGAUGGGUCCCGGAUUGCAAGCUGGCUGCCGAGCUUUUCAGUGGAAGUGAUGCACACUACAAACAUUCUUGGCAUCACACAGGCAAGCAACUCCCAGCUUAAUGCCAUGGCUCAUCAGAUUCAGGAGAUGUUCCCCCAGGUUCCGUACCACCUCGUGCUGCAGGACCUCCAGCUUACACGCUCUGUCGAAAUAACAACAGACAACAUCUUAGAAGGACGGAUUCAAGUACCUUUUCCCACACAGCGGUCAGAUAGCAUUAGACCUGCACUGAACAGCACAGUGGAAAGGCCCAGCACUGACCAGGAGGCGGGAGAAGCCUCUGCGCAGACCGAACGUGUGCCACUGGACCUCAGCCCUCGUCUGGAGGAGACCUUGGACUUCAGCGAGGUGGAAGUGGAGCCCAAUGAGGUGGAGGACUUUGAGGCUCGGGGCAGCCGUUUCUCCAAAUCUGCCGAUGAGAGACAGCGCAUGUUAGUGCAGCGUAAGGACGACCUGCUGCAGCAGGCGCGGAAGCGAUUCUUGAACAAGACCUCUGAAGAUGACUCAGCCUCUGAGAGCCUCCUUCCUUCAGAGGGCACGUCCUCCGACCCUGUGACCCUGCGCCGGAGGAUGCUGGCUGCCGCUGCUGAACGGAGACUUCAGAAGCAGCAGACCUCCUAGCGUCCCUCCCUUCUCAGCUGCCUCCUCCCGAGCCCAGGGCCAGACCAGAAGAGGCUGGCCUGGGUUCCACCUGCCCUAGACUCGGGCUCGACUGCAUUGCCGCUGUAUAAAGCAUGUGGUCUUAAUAGUGUUUGGACAGCUGACAAGUAAUCCUCCUUUGUAAUACUUUCUAUGUGACGUUUCUCUUCCCUUAGAAACACUGCACAUUUUAACUCUAGGCAUGACCUCUUCUGGCCUUGACUGGACUUCAUGGGGGCGGGGCACAGGGGAGGGCAAGUGGUCGACCACCGCCCUCAGCAGCACCUUCCAUUACUGCCUUGUCCUAACUCACGGCUGAUGCUGGCACCUUGGCAUCUCAGGAAGUGUGUGUGUGCCCGACAGCAGUGACGAGGGGCACGGGAUCCCACCGCCUCCCCCCAGGACACCAUCGGCAGCCAAAUGCUCUCCUUUGUGAGCAAGCAUCAGAAUGUUCCAGAGGCCAGACCUGCAGGUUCCUGAACCUCAGAGUCAGCAGGGCAUCUUCUAUAAAGAAUUUCUGGUUUGCUCCUGGAGCUGAAGGAGCGGGGACUUCAGAGUGAGAGAUCGUUUUCCAUCCUGACAUUGGACUAACCGAGCCCCACCUGCAGCUGGGUUUGCUUCAGUUCACGCUGGUGCUCCAGCAUUGCACAUGCUCCCCCAGGGGUCUCCUCCUCUCCUCCCGGCUUUCUUCCCGCCCCCUGUGAAUAUGAGAAGAGGUUAAGCAGCAAACUUUGGUUGUGGUUUUAAUUCAUUGGUAAACUAAAAGAGGCAGCGCCAAAGCCUGUGGGUUUGGUCCUUGGAGAAGAUGUGGGCCUUGUGAGAGGGCAGAGUACGUUUCGGAGGGCGCUGUUGGGGAAACAAGGUUCCUUGUUCUGCCCUGGAGCUUUUUCCUGCAGGUUCGAUUAGACAUAGAAAAACAAGGUGUGGAACCACAUGCAGUGAGCAGACUAGAUCCCAUCUCUCCAGUUCUUCGCAGUUAACUUCAAGGGUUUGAGCCACAGUCCGAGGUCACACAGUCAGUUUUAUGUCCCAUUGGAUUUUUUUUUUUUAAUGUUUGAAAGCAAGUUUUAUGGUAGUCUUUUUGGGAAGAAUCCAGUAUUACCUAAAAUGAUUGGCAAAGUAAAAUGUAUUUUAAAUAACUGGAAGAUUUUAGGAUUUUGACAAUUGAGAAAAAGGAUGAUAGGUAAAUAUGUAGGCAGAGAUAAUUUAUUUCAAUAAAUCUUUCAAAAGCCUUA
Molecule: messenger RNA, 3240 nt
Organism: Dipodomys spectabilis (banner-tailed kangaroo rat)
Lineage: Eukaryota; Metazoa; Chordata; Mammalia; Rodentia; Heteromyidae
Gene: Amfr
Product: autocrine motility factor receptor
Exons: 14
Coding region: 62-1987 (641 amino acids)
Biological process (GO): protein K48-linked ubiquitination; endoplasmic reticulum unfolded protein response; ubiquitin-dependent protein catabolic process
Cellular component (GO): ubiquitin ligase complex; endoplasmic reticulum; cytosol
Molecular function (GO): ubiquitin protein ligase activity; ubiquitin binding
Source: RefSeq, a predicted model, not a curated record